Molecule: messenger RNA, 3096 nt
Organism: Penicillium coprophilum
Lineage: Eukaryota; Fungi; Ascomycota; Eurotiomycetes; Eurotiales; Aspergillaceae
Exons: 7
Coding region: 1-3096 (1031 amino acids)
Source: RefSeq, a predicted model, not a curated record
AUGAAGAAAGUGGUGGAUGGUACGGGGACAAAGAGGCUUACGCAAUUGCUUCGGCAGGUGUUAUUCAAACGCAAACCAGUUCAAUACCUCCCACAAACUGUCAUUGAAGAUGAUAGUUCGGAGGUCUGGGUUAUCCCAGAGACCAAUGAGGUUUUUACUAGCUACGAGCCUUACCUCCAGCGAAUGGACUUCUACAAACAACGUCGAUUCAUCUGCGAGAUCACCGGCCAUUCGGGAUUGACCUUUUUCGAGGCGCUCCGCAGUGAGACGGAGGAAUCGCGUGAAGUCAACAACAGUUUCCCUGAUGCGUUGAGAGAACCUAUUCUGCGCCGAAUUCAGUUCUCUACAGUCUCGAGGGUGGAUAGCCUGGUGGAUGAAAUCUAUGAAGAAUUUAAAUCGGACUUCUACCCAGGCGAAGCCGUCCUCAUUUUGCUUGAGGAUAGCAGCCGGCUUCAUGGUACCAUUAGAGACAAGGCAAACUUUGCAGAGCAGUUAUAUGCCGAUGGAACCAUUAAAACCCCUGCUUUUGCCAGGUAUCUGGUCAAGAUCUUAGAUCGACAAAAUGAAGAGGCCCUGCUGGACCAGGACCACAUUACGCGCGACCGAAAGGCAUUCACUAAAUUGAUGCUGCGCGGAUUUAUCAAAAACAACGUCACCAGAGAGUCCUGGACAGGUGCCCCCUGGUUGGUCAAACCAUCUGUCGCAGAGACAUACAAGAUUCCGAUUGAGGUACCUAAACAUUUGCAGUAUGGAGCGAAGGUGGCAGAGAAAAAGGCGAUGAAGAAAGCGGAUCAAGACGGCUUCUUUGGUUUCUUUUCUUCACAGCAGCUGCCCGAGCUGAAACCCGCAGUCAAGGGGCAGAAGUCGAAACUGUCUGCACAGGACAUGGCAAAAUCGCGGGAGGCGCAGUAUCAGGAGUAUCAGCGGUCGCUGAAUGGGAACCCAUCAUUCCUUCUACCUUCCAAUCCCUUGCGCCCUUCCAAACCGCCACUGGUUGGCGAUAGGAAGCUUGCUGGACUCCCUGCAGUGGUCAUCAAGAACGAGCCAAGGGCACCAACUCCGCCACCGAUCAAGUACCCUAUCGAAGAUCUGGACCUUGCUCCAAAUUUAGAACAGCAACACCGGCCAACCCUGAAAUUUAUGAUGGUAGGCGAGUCUGAAGACGACGGCGCGGAGGACCUUCUGCCUGAUGACCUAGAGCCGGAAACGGUGGGGCUGCUUCUGGAGACCUGGGACACACUUAAUGUCUAUUGCGAAGUAUUUGAACUGGAUUCUUUCACCUUUGACGAUUUUAUUCAAGCUAUGCGGUUCUCAUCAGAUGAAGUGGACUGCGAGCUUUUUGUCGAAGUGCAUUGUGCCGUACUUAAGAAACUUGUCAAUUCAUCGAACGAUGAUGGAGCUGUUCAAAUCUCACUCCCAGAUUUCCCCGCUGAUGAUUCUGAUGAAUCCGAAGAGGAGGAAGAAGAAGAAGAAGGAGAAGAAGAAGAGGGAGAAGAAGGUGAAGAAGAACCCGAGGAAGAGUCCUCAGAGCCGCAGGCGAAGCCUGAGCGAAUGACCACGAGAGGAAGCCUGGCCAAGGAGGAGGCAGUCAUCAUCAGAGCGCAGAUUAAUGAAAAUGAACCCGAGGUGACGAAGAUCCACCGCGCCGGCGAAAUGUUUGAAAAUUAUGGUUGGAUUGAUCGUCUCCGCAAGCGCGAUUUCCGCAACGGUGGAUGGCAGUCGGUGAUAGUUGGACUUUUGCACCAGCUGUCUAUCCGUCCUCGCUCGGAACAGGUCUGCAACACCAUUCUUAAGCAUUUGGCACCCCUCGAUCGCGAGCCCACACAGCACACCGUGCAGGAGCAGUACCAAACACUCGACAUCAAUUUGCGUACCAAGGUGCUCCAGAUGAUUUGCAUGUUGAGUCUGGAGACCAAGGCUAUCCGAAACUAUCUAGAGGAGUGUAGCAAUCAGAUGACGGAGUUGCGCAAGGAGAAAAUUGAGUACCAAAAAGCGCGCAAAGCAGGACUCAUCGAGCUUCGUCAGCUGCACCAGGAACGCAAGGCCGUUCAACCCGAACCUGAAAAGGCUGGGAAGUCACCAACACCGGUGCCCGAAUUGGACGGCUUAGAUGAUUCUCGACUGACUGGCCUGGAAGGGGACUCUGAAAUGGUCGGGGAUACAGAAGACGAGGAUAUCCCUCGACCACGUUCAUUACGCGGAGGGGUUGAUCGGGCCCUGGAGCGUAAACGGAAGCAAGAAUUAGAAAAGGAGCGAAAGGAAACAUUGGCGAAGCAGCCCAAGGGCUCCAAGCAAUACCAGCGAGUCCUGAAGAAGAUCGACGAGCAGAAGGCCAAGAUCGAGAAGCUCCAGGACCAGAUCGAGACUGUGGAGAACAGUCUUCGCGAAACCGACUGCCCCCGGACCCGAUGCCUUGGACUGGAUCGCUUCUGCAAUCGCUACUGGUGGUUUGAACGUAAUGCGAUGCCAUACGAGGGUAAGCCGGAAAGCUCGACGGCCGAGGCAUGCUAUGCCAAUGGCCGUUUAUGGGUUCAAGGUCCGGAUGAAAUGGAGUACGCUGGCUUCAUCGACGUGACCGACGAACAGCGCAAGCAGUACCAGAAGCAUUUCCAAACCACACCCGCAGAGCGCAAGAAGAACGAAGAAGGAUCAACCCAUCUGUCGAAUGCCCGUGAAUGGGGCUACUACGAAGACCCCGAGGCAAUUGAACAGCUCGCGGAGUGGCUGGACUCGCGCGGCAACCGAGAGUCCAAGUUGCUCAAGGAGCUGCUCAUCCAGCAAGAGUACAUCGCCAAGUACAUGAAGAAUCGCAAGGCGUACCUAGCCGAGACGCCUGAUAGAGCCGAGUCGGAGGACAUUCCAGCCAAACGUGUGACCACCCGGACCAAGACCUAUGUGGAAGUGAACGAGAAUAGCCCCCGCUGCCUGCGCUGGAGAAACACGACGGCGUUGUCCGCGCAUGGACAUCUUCAUGUUGACCCUGGGCGGCCGGCGAAGCGCAAGCGGGUUUCGGAUGACACUAAAGUGACUAAGGCAGCUAAGCAGGCUAAGCAAGCUAAGCCUUUGACUCGAACACGCGCUCAGCGCAGGGGGUGA